Molecule: messenger RNA, 2183 nt
Organism: Dinoponera quadriceps
Lineage: Eukaryota; Metazoa; Arthropoda; Insecta; Hymenoptera; Formicidae
Product: somatostatin receptor type 2-like
Exons: 3
Coding region: 883-2148 (421 amino acids)
Biological process (GO): G protein-coupled receptor signaling pathway
Cellular component (GO): membrane; neuron projection
Molecular function (GO): peptide binding; somatostatin receptor activity
Source: RefSeq, a predicted model, not a curated record
UCGAGGGAUAUUACGCGUUUUUUAUCCGACUUAAUUAGAAAUUGAUUAGUACGAGGGCAUUUACAAUACUUCACGAUCGCAAUCGCGUUGUGCUACAAAAUUCGAAUAAGGUAACCGCUACGUUUUACUUUUAUUCGGCGUAAAAAGAUGCACAAUCGAGAGAACUGCCUAUUCUCGAUUGUAGUUUUAAAGUUUCGGAAAAAAAACGUCUUUUUCCGGCUCGUGGCGUCAUUAGACUCGGCCGUAGACGUAGAGGUACGCAACGUACGAGAAUACCAAAACAAUAGACGAGAAAUUGCCAGUGUCAGUGUCACGACGGAGCAGCCAGGGAGUUGGAUCGAGAAGCCAGAAUGGAGGGCGCAGGAUUUCACGAUACAGGCAUCGGUGUAUUUCAAGAUUCCGCUCCCGAAGUUGACGAACGACCCCGCCGGUAAAACAAGCGUGGCGGAGGAGCAGGGGGGAGGGGAGGGGGAGCUCGCCGGCGGUUCGCACGGAUCUAAUGAUCUUCGGACUGUGCACGCGACGGGCGAUUGGCAGAAUGACGUCAGCGUCACGUAUGUUACCCCCGUCAACGGAACAAACUUUAGUUACGUCGGUGUCUACGUUAUUCCCCGCGAGAAUACGAAGAAGAUACUUGUAAUCCCGUCUCUAAUAGAACACGAAGCCGACACUACGGUUAAUUGGAUUAUUUCGUAUAAAGGCUCGAGGGAAGGCGGAAAAGUUACUUCGAAGACUCGAAUUGCGCGCGCGCGCGUAUGUGUGUGUGCGUGUGUGCUGCUGUGUGCGCGCUCAUCGGAGCGGUUCUCAUCAUCGCUCGCACCGGGGAGCGAGAGACACUCGUCGUUCCCCGCGAAGACUCGCGCGUAGAAUCGCCGCCGCACGAUGAUGAACGCAACGAUGGAUAUGAUCGAUCUCUUCGAAAACCUCACGCACAACCACUCGAUGAUAUCGCCGAACUGCGAGGCCAACCUGCCGAUCAUCGCGCUGGUCAAUCAGGUGCUCUACUCCAUCGUCUGCGUGGUCGGCCUGCUCGGCAACACCCUGGUCAUCUACGUGGUGCUGCGCUUCUCGAAGAUGCAGACGGUGACGAAUAUGUACAUCGUGAACCUCGCGAUCGCGGACGAGUGCUUCCUGAUCGGCAUACCGUUCCUGGUGACGACCAUCAGCCUGCGCAGCUGGAUCUUCGGCAAGAUCAUGUGCAAGGUGUACAUGAUCACGACGAGCAUCAACCAGUUCACCAGCAGCAUCUUCCUCUUCAUCAUGAGCGCCGACCGUUACGUCGCGGUGUGCCACCCGAUCUCGUCGCCGAAGAUACGCACGCCCUUCAUCUCCAGAGUGGUGUCCCUGAGCGCCUGGGCGACCAGCGCGCUCUUCAUGGUGCCCGUGUUCCUCUACGCGAACGCGAUGGAGUCCCUGGAGGGCGUGGUCAGCUGUAACAUUUACUGGCCGGACAAUCACGGCGGCCAGACCACCUUCAUCCUCUACACCUUCAUCCUCGGCUUCGCCGUGCCGCUGAUACUCAUACUGAACUUCUACUUCCUGGUGAUCAGGAAGCUACGGACGGUCGGGCCGAAGAACAAGUCGAAGGAGAAGAAACGCUCGCACCGGAAAGUCACCAAGCUGGUGCUGACGGUCAUCACCGUCUACGUGUUCUGUUGGCUGCCCUACUGGGUCACCCAGGUAGCGCUGAUCUACACACCGCCCAAGCAAUGCCAGAGCAGCAUCAGCAUCACCAGCUUCCUGCUGGCCGGCUUCCUAAGUUACAGCAACAGCGCGAUGAAUCCGAUUCUCUACGCCUUCCUCAGCGACAACUUCAAGAAGAGCUUCCUCAAGGCGUGCACCUGCGCCGCCGGUAAGGACGUGAACGCGGCGCUGCACAUCGAGAACAGCGUGUUCCCGCGCAGGAACAAGGCGGGCAACGUCGACAGGCUGCAGCCGAGCCGGAUCGUCACGUCCGGCCAGUCCAGGCUGGAGCUCGAGGACGAGGACGCGGAGAGAGGGCUGCUCAUCAGCAAGACCUCCACCACCACCGUGACCAUGACGUCGCGAUCCAACAUCACGGUCAGCAGCGAGCCCAGGGACCCGGCGCAGCGGGAUAAGGAUCUGAUCAAGAACGGCGCCCAGUUGACUCUGUUGACGCAGGUUUAAAGACCUCCCCCAUACUUACCUCCGCUGGUCGAGCC